AUGAAAGUCAGUAUUUUAAAAUUUGUUUUGUUUUCAAUUAUUAUUUGUUCUUUUGAAUAUGCCCCAAAAGAAUUAUACUUUAUAAACGAAAGAAACAUAUAUCUUGAAAGGAAUAUAAUAAAUUUUAAAAAUAGUAGGAUAUUAGCAGAUAAAGACAAGCAAUUCGAUUUAAAUAAUUUUUAUGAGUCAACCUUGAGCCUUGCAAAUCAAUUCAGUGAGUACAUUGAUGAUGACGAAGAAAUAACAAAUCUUCGAAAUAUUAUAGAUUCACGUAUAAAGAAGCAUAAAGGAAGUAAUAUAUCACCCAAUUUAAAUAAUGUAGAUGAGAAAACGAAAAAGUUAAUUUAUGAACUUCAGACAGAAUUAGAAGAAGUAAAAAAAGAGCUUGACAAUAUAAGGAAUGAUAAAAUACCAAUACAACCGAUACAAAACGAAAGAAUAAUAAUAAAGGGUGAAAACAUUUCUGUAUCAGAACAUGAAGACAUUAGCCAAUUGGAAAAUGGUGAAAACAUUUCUGUAUCAGAACAUGAAGACAUUAGCCAAUUGGAAAAUGAUGAAAAUUUCUUGGAUACUGAGGAUAAGGAGAUCAGUUCAAGUAGUAAAAACGAAUUAAAAAAUAAUCCAAAGACGAAAAACGUCAUCAAAAAAAUUUUUAUGAAGGGUCUUUUGUUGACUGCAGCUUUUUUGGCGUUAUUCAUAUCGCCAGCCUUAUCAUUUCUGCUUUUAGUUAUGCCGAAUUUGAUUGAUAUGGCUAUGAACAUACGGAAAUUCAUUGAUUCGAAGAUUAAUAAAAUAAAAACAUCAAGAUAG
This is a messenger RNA of Plasmodium vinckei vinckei, 810 nucleotides long. RefSeq names its product fam-b protein. The coding region runs from base 1 to 810 and encodes 269 amino acids. The transcript is spliced from 2 exons. NCBI's taxonomy places the organism in Eukaryota, Apicomplexa, Aconoidasida, Haemosporida, Plasmodiidae. The record is from RefSeq and is a predicted model, not a curated record.